Tetrahymena thermophila SB210 is the source of this 2947-nucleotide messenger RNA. Its product is annotated as endonuclease/exonuclease/phosphatase family protein. Gene Ontology annotation, biological process: phosphatidylinositol dephosphorylation. Lineage: Eukaryota; Ciliophora; Oligohymenophorea; Hymenostomatida; Tetrahymenidae. The transcript is spliced from 11 exons. Gene Ontology annotation, molecular function: phosphatase activity. The record is from RefSeq and is a predicted model, not a curated record.
GCAAUACUAAAAAAAGUAUACAAAUAUAUUUUUUCAAAAUACAUUGAUUAUUAAGUCAGUCAGUCAUUCAUUCAUUUGUUAUAUUUUAGUUUUAUGGAACUUAGAAAGUAAAUGAAGUAAGAAGAUUAGCAAAGUGGUGAGUAAAAAUAUUUUACUCUCUUAGAGAGCAGCAGCAGUUUUAUUAUUGAAUGUACGUAAAAAAAAAACUUUAAAAUUGAUAGUAAACUUGUUAUCAACAAGAAAUCUCAAGCAAUUAAGCUAUGUGGAUAGGAUUACAUAGAUGAUAAAAUAAUAAAUGUUUAAUAAUUCGAUGCGAUACUUGGAGUUAUUUAAAUAUAAGAUUUCUCAUUUCUUCUUGUAGUUAAAGAAAAGACAAAGGUUGCUACACUCCUUUAGCAGCAUGAUGUUUAUGAAAUUUAAUCUGUUUAGUUCUUUAAAAUGUCAGAUUAGCAGAUAACUUAAAAGAUUAAAGAGUAUAUGGAAGGUGUAUAAUAAAUUUUGCAGAGUAAUCACUAUUUUUCUUACACAUACCCACUUGAUCAAAGCAGGUAUAGUAUAAACCACCCUGUAGAAGGAGAAGAUAUUUUUACGUGGAAUAAAAAAAUAUCCAGUAAUUUUACUCUUUAGAAUAUAGAUCCUAUUUGGAUAGUAAAAAUCAUAUAAGGAUAUGUAGGACAAUUUAAAUAUACCACUAAUAAAUAAAAUAUAAACAUAACACUUAUAUGUCGUCGUUCUUUCAAAAGAGGAGGCACUCGGUAUAUUCACAGAGGAGUUGAUUCUGAUGGUUAUGUAGCUAACUAUUGUGAGAACGAAUAAAUAAUUGAAUCUAAUGAAUACAUAUUUAGCAAUAUAUUGAUUAGAGGAAGUGUACCAAUAUUUUGGGAACAGGUGGGCGUAUAGGCUCACUUAAAGCUGACUAGAGGAGAUAAAUUAAAUGAGUAAGCCUAUGGAAAGCAUUUUGACAUGCUAGAAAAGAUGUACUUUUAAGGAUUAGCUAGAGGAAAAAUUCAUAUUUUUAAUUUAAUGAUGUAGAAUGAUAAAUAUGAGUAAACACUUAGCGAUUCGUUUUAAGCCAAUCACUUAAAAUACUAAACAAAAUAUAAAUAAAUUUCUUAAAAGGAAAAUAGUAUGUAUGAUUUUUUUGAUUUCCAUAAAAGAGCUAAUGAGUUAGAUGAGUAUGUUUAUAAUAUUAUGCAUAAUACUUACGAUUAUGGAUAUUAUAAAGAAAUUAAGUCAAAACCUAUACUUUAUCAGUAAUAGGUUUGCUUCUUUAGAGUGAAUUGUAAGGACUGCUUGGAUAGAACUAAUUCUUUCCUCAUGAGAAUUGCUUUUUAUUAAAUUGAAUAAAUAUUAAGAUAAGAAUUGGGAAUUACAAUUAUUGAUUAAAAUAUCGAAUAACAAAUACACGCAAAUAAAUUAUUUGAUACUCAAGAUCCGUUAAUUUAAUAGCUCAAGUAACUUUGGGUAGAAAAUGGAAAUAGUAUAUCUAAUUUAUAUGCAGGAACUGAUUCUACAACUAAAAAAGCCUCAAGCGGAUUUUAAUAUAAAUUAAAUGCAUAUUUAAUUGGUAUGAAAAGGUUUGUCAAUUGUAACUUAAAUGACUCCUUUAAAAUGGAAUGCAUAAAUCUUAUAACAUGCCAGCAUUUUGAUUCAUUUUAUGAAAUAUCUGAAGAAAUUUAAGAAGCUUUAUAUAUGAAAAGAGAUCUCUUCUUAUAAAAAUAAAGAAUAAAAAUACAAAUUUUAAGCUGGAAUGUUAUGAGUUUAGUCCCUUAACCUUAAAUAUAAUUUAAAAAUUUCUUUGAUAGAAAUAAUGAAGAGAAACCUGAUAUAAUAGUAGUUGGGCUUUAGGAAAUAGUAAAGGUCAGCAAAUUUAAGAUAUAAAAUUUUUUUAGCAACAAUCAUGAUGAAAAAUCAGCUUAGUUAUGGGCUUAAAUUAUACAAAGACACAUCCAUGAGCAAGUUGAUAAAAAUUACAUGCUUAUUAGCUCUUCAGAUAUGAUGGGAAAUUUUUUGUAAGUUUAUGUAAACCCUUUAAUUAAAGAUAGCAUCAAAAAUGUAGAAACUGAAACAGUAAAGUGUGGGCUUGCAAAAAAAGCAGCUGAUGUUGGUGCUGUUAUUUGCAGGUUGGGAAUAAAUGAAACUUCAGUUUGUUUUGUUCAUUGUUUUUUACCAGGUGGAAGAAAUAAGAAAAAGGUUUAAUAAAGAUUUGAGGCUAUCAACCACAUCCAUAAUACAGCUUUUCAGAAAGAAAAAAAUGGAAAAACAAAAACAAAUAAAAUAGAUUAGUCAGAUUUGAUAUUUUUGUUUGGAGAUCUAAAUUUCAGAGUCGAUUUGGAAUAUGAUACUGCAAAUGAGAUGAUUUAAAAUUAUAAAUAUUACCUUUCAUAGGAACAAAUAAGUGAUGCAGUUAAAUAAAUUUAGGAAUUAGUUAAAAAAGAUUAGCUUAUAGAAUAUGAAUAACUUAAAAAUUAAUCAUACCUUAAACCAUAUAUAGAAGGAAUUAUAUAAUUUCCUCCAAAUUUUGUAGAUAGAACGAAAAAAAAAAGAACUCCUUCAUGGAGAGGAAGAAUUUUAUAUUGUUUAAAUGACGAGUUAUCAACAAUAAACCAAAGGUUCUAUAAUACAAUUUAAUAAAGCAAUGAGUCUGAUCAUAAACCUAUUACUUCGUUCUUUGAAAUUAGCACUCAAAAGAUAGAUCAAGAAAAAAGGAAUUAGAUUAUAUAGGAUUUAUUUAAAGAAAAAGAAAUAAGCAAUGAAAAAUAAAAUGACCUAUCUUGAUUUUAAGUUCAAAUCAUUUUUUACAAAUUAAAAAAAUAUCUUAAUAAAAUAAAUAAAUAAAUUUAAUUAACAAAAUUUAAAUAAUAAUUUAAUCCAUAUUUAAAUAUUUAUAUUAUUUAAAUAUUAAUAUGUUUUUAAUAUCAAAUUUAUAAUUACAAAUAUCAAGUUU